Astrephomene gubernaculifera is the source of this 789-nucleotide messenger RNA. The record is from the annotation of a GenBank genome assembly. Lineage: Eukaryota; Viridiplantae; Chlorophyta; Chlorophyceae; Chlamydomonadales; Astrephomenaceae.
CUUUGGAACCUCAUCAGCCUACAACCAACCGAAAACUGACUUCAGAUAUCAGGCAGAUUAUCCUGCCGUAGCCUUCAUGCAGAGGUUACAGAGAUGCUCAUCUCGGUUUGUGAAUGUUCUUUGGGUUACAGGCAAACGGACAGUGUGUCAUUCGCCUCGUUGCAUGAAGAUGGCCGCCGCUGCCAGUGCGUGUAGCGGCCUGCCAGCUACAACAGGGCUAUCUCUAGAGCUCUGGCAGUCUGUGCAGUAUGAAGUAUACUUGUCGCUCCAUAAUCCAUUCGUGCAAGGCUUAGCCCAGGGCACAUUGGACAGGCGCUCCUUCCAGCACUACGUCGCCCAGGACGCCUACUUUCUCAAGUACUUUGCGCGCGCGUACGGCAUCAUGCUCAGCAAGGCCCUCGCGCUGGACGACGACACCUACUCCGUCCUCAGUCGCCUGCUGCGCGGCGUGCACGCAGAGCUGCAGCUGCACGGCGCCUACGCAGCCAAGUGGGGCGUCAGCCUGGAUCUGGAAUCCGAGCUGGGGCUGAAGCCGCUGGCUGCUGCGGGUGCUGCUGACGGUGGUGGUGAUGUGGGUCAGGUUGCCGCUGCUGCUGCUGCGGAUGCGGAUGCGCCCCCGGCGGUUGUCCCCGGCAGUGGCGGAGGCGGCUGUGAGGAGGUGUUGGUGUGCGGGGGUCCCAGCGCCGCCACUCGGGCGUACACGGACUUCCUGAUGGAGGUGGCGGAGUCCGGCAGUGUGGCUGACGUGCUGGCCGCCAUGCUGCCCUGCUCGCGACUGUACGGCUUCCU